This is a messenger RNA of Spinacia oleracea (spinach), 1035 nucleotides long. Its product is annotated as protein EIN6 ENHANCER. Gene Ontology annotation, cellular component: Ino80 complex. The transcript is spliced from 4 exons. The coding region runs from base 399 to 773 and encodes 124 amino acids. Gene Ontology annotation, biological process: chromatin remodeling. Lineage: Eukaryota; Viridiplantae; Streptophyta; Magnoliopsida; Caryophyllales; Amaranthaceae. The record is from RefSeq and is a predicted model, not a curated record.
UACCAUAUUGUGCUUUUUUCGGGCUGAGAUGGGGCAGAGCCUCGCCCCGGACUGGGCCCAGUGCCAUUUUUAGCUCAACUGACGUUUAUUUUUCCUGUUGGCUGUUGCUAAUUAUGGCGAAGAAGGUUUAGGGAGGGAGGAUUGAAGAAGACCGUAUCUCCAAUUUCUGCCAGAGUCCAUGUUUUUGUUUUUGUGAUAGAAGCCUCUGUGAGGGGAUCCAGGAGAAGGCUUCUGAAGGGUAAAAUCAGUAAUCACUUGUACUGUGAAAUAUCAGCCAAAAGAGUUAAGGCAAAGAGAUUUUGAACCCCAGGAACUGUGCUUGUUCCUUCUCUUUAUAUAGAACUUCGGAGUAAUAAUAGUGGAAUUGUGAUUGCCUGAUUGGGGGGUGAGAAAGAAUCAUGGAGAGAGAGGUGUUGGAGUCAGAUUUAGUAUUGCCGACCCACUUGAAGUUCAAGAAGGUUCAGAUGUAUGAGAAGUACCCUAAGGGUCAAUCCAGGGGAAGGCAUUGGAAGCAUCUCAAGCAGAUUCUCCAGGCUGAAAAUUACAACAACUAUCCUCCUGAUGAACCCAAUUAUGUCAAUAUUGAGACACCACCUUCAAUGCAUCCGCCCAAGAGAAUUUGUGAUUUUACAGGAUAUGAGGCACCUUAUUCUGAUCCAAGGACCAACAUGCGUUAUGCAAAUGCUGAAGCCUUUAAGCACAUAAGGUCACUUUCUAAUGAUUAUGUGCAGCAGUAUCUGGGUCUUCGAAAGGCUGCUGUCGUCCUCAAGUAGUUUUGCACUACUUUCUUUGAGCAAUCUGGUGUUUAGCUACUUGCCCAUUGUCUGGAGCCGAUGAAGAAGAUUAUGGACUUUUGCCUGCAGAACUUUGUCCGUUACAAAGUAAUGCAAUUUGUAAAUCAGGUGGCUGAUACUAUGCAUCUGAUUCUCGAGUACACGUUACUGCAUUACUAUUAGUUAGUUGGCUAAUUGCUCAGCUAUAUCAACUGUAAAGGACUAACGGCUUAUUUUCGAAUGAAAUUGUUUUUCCUGCUAA